This is a messenger RNA of Juglans microcarpa x Juglans regia, 1389 nucleotides long. Its product is annotated as dr1-associated corepressor homolog. Gene Ontology annotation, cellular component: nucleus. Bases 281 to 1096 code for a protein of 271 amino acids. Gene Ontology annotation, molecular function: protein heterodimerization activity. Lineage: Eukaryota; Viridiplantae; Streptophyta; Magnoliopsida; Fagales; Juglandaceae. Gene Ontology annotation, biological process: regulation of DNA-templated transcription. The transcript is spliced from 6 exons. The record is from RefSeq and is a predicted model, not a curated record.
UCGUCAAACUCGUACGGACGGAGGUUCCGUUAGAACAAAAAUUCCCUAUUUUUCGGGGCAAAAUCUGAAAACUUUCGUACCUGAGAUGGGUUUUCAACUUUUCAUGGACUUCAUUUGACAAGAUGAUUGUCGUGAUGAUGAUGUCAAUGAUUUUGUGUUAAAAAUUCGAUUCGCUCUUUAUUUUUGUGUUAUUUUGAUGUCUGAGAUCUGACACCAUGAGGAAGAAGCUCGAUACUCGAUUUCCUGCGCAUUAACGUGACAGGCUCGGAUUAAAAAGAUAAUGCAAGCUGAUGAGGAUGUUGGGAAGAUAGCAUUGGCAGUGCCGGUUUUAGUUUCUAAAGCAUUGGAAUUAUUUUUACAAGACCUUUGUGACCGUACAUACGAGAUAACUCUUCAGAGAGGAGCAAAGACCAUGAGUGCAUUGCAUUUAAAACAUUGUGUACAGAGCUAUAAUGUGUUUGAUUUUCUGAGGGAGGUAGUCAGCCGAGUUCCAGACUAUGGCCAUGGUCAUUCCGAUGCUGCUGGUGAUGAUCGUACCAUAUCAAAGAGAAGAAAAGCUGCAGCUGAUGAAAGCAAUGAGAGUGAUGAGGAGUUGAAGAAGAGCAAGAUGCACGAGAUGAGUCAUGCUGGCAGCAGUGGCAGAGGAAGAGGUCGGGGUCGAGGAAGAGGCCGUGGACGAGGUCGAACAGCUGAAAGAGAAACUUCUCAUCUCGAGACUGGUCCAAAUCCCUGCACAUCGCUUCAGCACAGCAACAGACAACAGAACCCUGACACAUUGAUGGAUAAUGGUUCUGAGGCCAAGGAAUUUUCAAAAGAGAAUAUCACAGUUGGAAAUGAUGCCAACCCAACAGCUAGAAAUUUUGAUCUGAAUGCCCAUAUUGAUGAGAAUGAGGACACAAAGGCCACAGCAACAGCAGCAGCGGCAGCAGCCCCUGCCUCGUCAUCUGGUCCUACAACUACUACUGAGAAUAGACUUGAAGAAGUUCCUGGUUGGUCUCUAUCUGACGUGGACAAGAUGGCCAUUGACCCUCUUCAGCUCGCACGACUCGGCUCAAGAUUAGAUGAGGAGGAGGAGGAUUAUGAUGAAGAGGACUAACUAUGCAUGAAAUGGACCCAUAUCGUAGUGCUUUGUUGUUGGAGGGAAACAGAUUGAUGUAAUACUCAAUGGUGGCCACAGAUGGGUGCAAAAGUUAAGAGAUGAAAGCAUGGUUUUCGCUAGAAGACCUGGAGGGUUUUUUUUUUUUUUUUUUUCCUUGUUAGUUUUUUUUUUCUUUUGUAAUUUUUUUUUAAUCACAUGUUUCUAUGAUACUACUAGCUAGCUAACUAUAAUUACCAAAUGUAGCUCCCUGACAAUUCUAGAAAUAUCAGACUCUGCACUUUCACUCUGUA